Myripristis murdjan (pinecone soldierfish) is the source of this 1142-nucleotide messenger RNA. It is a transcript of the gene ovca2, whose product is annotated as OVCA2 serine hydrolase domain containing. NCBI's taxonomy places the organism in Eukaryota, Metazoa, Chordata, Actinopteri, Holocentriformes, Holocentridae. Gene Ontology annotation, cellular component: nucleus; cytoplasm. Gene Ontology annotation, biological process: response to retinoic acid. The transcript is spliced from 2 exons. The record is from RefSeq and is a predicted model, not a curated record. Bases 158 to 850 code for a protein of 230 amino acids. Gene Ontology annotation, molecular function: hydrolase activity.
UUUUGACUCGCACUGUGCGACAGCUUGUUGAACUCUACUCGUGGUAAUGUGUUGGUGAGAAGUGAAGAGUUUAAAGGGUGUGGUGAAAUCCAGGAAACAGAUAUAUUUUUACCGGGGAAAACAGCUGAAAGGGGAAAAAGCGUUUCUGUGUGUCUGCAUGGCGUCUGCAGCCGCCAGCUCCCCUCUCCGGAUCCUCUGCAUUCAUGGUUACCGGCAGACCGGCGGCUCGUUCCGCGACAAGACGGGCGCGCUGCGGAAGCUGCUAAAGAAGCAGGUGGAGCUGGUCUACAUGACGGCACCGCACCGCGUACCGCCCGCCGGCACCGAGGCUCAAGAGAAAGAGAGCGGUUCAGGGUCUGCACCUGAAGGUGAUGCGGACCCCAGGGGCUGGUGGUUCUCUGACAUCCAGGCCCGCAGUUUCAGCGCUCAGCAGCAAUGUGAGGAGAGCCUGGGGCUGGACGAGAGCCUGAGGGCUGUUAGACAAGCUGUGAAGGACCAGGGCCCAUUUGACGGGAUCCUGGGUUUUAGUCAGGGGGCAGCGUUGGUGGCCAUGCUGUGUUCUCUGCAAGAGCAAAAUAUGGAGCCAGACUUCAGCUUCCGCUUUGCCAUCGUUGUAGCGGGUUUCCGCAGCGCAUGUGAGGAACACCAGAAAUUCUACAGUGCUCCGCUCUCGAUCCCCUCUCUGCAUGUGUUUGGACUGGAGGACCGAGUCAUCCCUGACAGCAUGAGCAGGUCAUUGCUCCCCACUUUCCAGGACCCUCAGGUCUUGACACAUCCUGGUGGCCAUUUUGUGCCAGCUGCAUCCGCCCACAGACAAACCUACCAGGAUUUUCUAAAAAGGUUCCUGUGAAAAAUAAAAAGUCAAGGCCUUAUGAUGUGGAAUGCGAUGACUCACAAGAGACCGAGGCACUUAAAUGCUUGCACAGAAUGUUUAUUAUUCAAGACUCAGAAAUAUGUUAAUAUAAUUAAUGGCAAGGGCACUUUGUGUAAAAACGCCAAGUUCAUGUCUGUCCUUGGUGCUUUUCGUGCUGUCUUUUCCACUGCAGUGAUUCUGUCAAAACAAGAUAAUGACCUCUGUCCUUCUCAGGGAAAAUGAGUUGUAACAGACAAUAAAUUUAAAGACAACCGUUUUACAUUUUGCA